GCGGGAGCAGUGAUUGGCGGCCCAGUCGGGUCCGCCCCUCGGCGUUGGGGGCGCGGGACGCCGAGACCCCGAGCAGCGCGCUGGGGUUGGGGCGCGCGGCUUCCACCGCCGGCGGGCGCGGGCUUCUGUUCUGGUGGCCUCGCUUGAUCGGGCCCGGCCUGCUCGCCUUCGGAGCCCCGUCUGCUCACGGAUGGGCUGGGGAAGUUGGGAGGAGCGAGCCGCAGCCCGCGUGGGGUGCGCCCAGCCGCUGCCUGAUUUGGCGCCCGCAGUACGGGCGCAGCGCGCCGGCCGCAGAAGCGCGGAUGUCCCCCGGAGCCACGGGUUGGCAGGUCUUGGAUCCUGAGGCUGCUGGCUGACUAUGGGUACGACGGCCAGCACAGCCCAGCAGACGGUCUCAGCCAGUGCCUCCUUUGAGGGACUCCAGAGUGGCGGCACAAUGGACGGGCGGCACUCACUCAGUGUCCAUUCCUUCCAGACCACGGGCUUGCACAACAGUAAGGCCAAGUCCAUCAUCCCCAACAAGGUGGCCCCCGUCGUGAUCACGUACAACUGCAAGGAGGAGUUCCAGAUCCAUGAUGAGCUGCUCAAGGCGCAUUACACGCUGGGCCGGCUCUCGGACGCCACCCCUGAGCACUACCUGGUUCAGGGACGCUACUUCCUCGUGCGGGAUGUGGCUGAGAAGAUGGACGUGCUGGGCACUGUGCGGAGCUGUGGGGCUCCCAACUUCCGGCAGGUGCGGGGCGGGCUCACCGUGUUUGGCAUGGGGCAGCCCAGCCUCUCAGGUUUCAAGCAGGUCCUCCAGAAACUCCAGAAGGACGGACACAAGGAGUGUGUCAUCUUCUGUGUGCGGGAGGAACCUGUGCUAUUUCUGCGUGCUGAUGAGGACUUCGUGCCGUACACACCUCGAGACAAGCAGAGCCUUCAUGAGAACCUCCAGGGCCUUGGACCAGGGGUCCAGGCAGAGAGCUUAGAGCUGGCCAUCCGGAAAGAGAUCCAUGACUUUGCCCAGCUGAGCGAGAACACAUACCACGUGUACCACAACACUGAGGACCUGUCAGGGGAGCCCCACGCCGUGGCUAUCCGGGGUGAGGAUGAUGUGCACGUGACCGAGGAGGUGUACAAGCGGCCCCUCUUCCUGCAGCCCACCUACAGGUACCACCGCCUGCCCCUGCCAGAGCAAGGGGCCCCCCUGGAAGCCCAGUUUGAUGCCUUUGUCAGUGUCAUCCGGGAGACCCCCAGCCUGCUGCUGCUUCGAGAUGCCCGUGGUCCUCCCCCUGCUCUCCUCUUCAGCUGCCAGACGGGUGUGGGCAGGACCAACCUGGGCAUGGUCCUGGGUACCCUCAUCCUGUUUCACCACAGUGGGACUGCCUCCAGGCUGGAGCCUGCCCCCUCGAAGACCAAGCCGCUGUCCAUGGAGCAAUUCCAGGUGAUCCAGAGCUUCCUCCACACUGUGCCCCAGGGAAGGAAGAUGGUGGAGGAGGUGGACAGAGCCAUCACGGCCUGUGCUGAGUUGCACGACCUGAAGGAAGUAGCCUUGGAAAACCAGAGGAAGCUGGAAGGCAUCCGGCCCGAGAGCCCAGCCCAGGUCCUUUUCUCUCAGGGACACAACAGCCAGCACAGUGUCCGGCAGAAGGCGCUGCAGAGCCUGGAGCAGUACUUCUACCUGAUCCUGUUUAACUACUAUCUCCAUGAGCAGUACCCGCUGGCCUUUGCCCUCAGUUUCAGCCGCUGGCUGUGUGCCCACCCUGAGCUGUACCGCCUGCCUGUGACACUGAGCUCAGCAGGGCCUGUGGCCCCUGGGGUUCUCAUCGCCCAGGGCUCCCUGGGGGCGGAUGACCUCAUCUCCCCAGAUGCACUUAGCACCGUCAGAGAGAUGGACGUGGCCAACUUCCGGCGGGUGUCCCGAAUGCCCAUCUAUGGCACAGCCCAGCCCAGUGCCAAGGCCCUGGGGAGUAUCUUGGCCUACUUGACGGAUGCCAAGAGGAAGCUGCGGCAGGUUGUUUGGGUCAACCUGAGAGAGGAGGCUGUGCUGGAGUGUGAUGGGCACACCCACAGCCUGCGGUGGCAUGGGCCCCCCAUGACAGCUGACCAGCUGGAGAACCUGGAGACCCAGCUGAAGGCCCACCUGAGCAUGCCUCACCCAGGUGAGGAGGGCCCACGGACCCACAGGUUCCAGACGUGCCUCACCAUGCAGGAAGUCUUCAGCCGGCACCGCAGGGCCUGCCCCGGCCUCACCUACCACCGCAUUCCCAUGCCAGACUUCUGUGCCCCCCGCGAGGAGGAUUUUGAUCGGCUGCUUGAGGUCCUGCGGGCUGCCCUCGCCAAGGAUGCGGGCACCGGCUUUGUGUUCAGCUGCCUCAGCGGCCAGGGCCGGACCACGACCGCCAUGGUGGUGGCUGUGCUCGCCUUCUGGCACAUCCGAGGCUUUCCCGAGGUGGGCGAGGAAGAGCUCGUGAGUGUGCCUGAUGCCAAAUUCACCAUGGGGGAGUUUGAGGUGGUGAUGAAGGUGGUGCAGCUGCUGCCUGAUGGGCACCGCGUGAAGAAAGAGGUAGAUGCAGCGCUGGACACUGUCAGUGAGACCAUGACGCCCAUGCACUACCACCUGCGGGAAAUCAUCAUCUGCACCUACCGCCAGGCGAAGGCAGCCAAGUCGGAGCAGGAGGCCCAGAGGCUGCAGCUGCGGAGCCUGCAGUACCUGGAGCGCUACGUGUACCUGGUGCUCUUCAACGCUUACCUCCACCUGGAGAAGGCCGACUCCUGGCAGAGGCACUUCAGCACCUGGAUGCGGGAGGUGGCGUCAAAGGCCGGAGUCUAUGAGAUCCUCAACCAGCUGGGCUUCCCCGAGCUCGAGAGUAUGGAGAACCAGCCUUUCUCAAGUCUGCGCUGCCGGUGGCAGGAGCAGAGCCACAGCCUGGAGCCCUUCGCUGCUGGGGACUUCCUGUAGGAUGUGCUGUCCCUGCCCCUGCCCCUUGCCACAGGGCCUCACAAAGUCUGGGGGCACCCAAGGUGCUCUUCACUGAGAUGGCCCUGAGGAAGUGGUCCCCCAGCUUCCCAGAGAAACUUGGGGUUGGGUUGAGACCCCUUUUUUGAAAGAGCUUUUUAUAGAACAGUUCAUACACAGUCAUACCUUGUAAAUGACAGGCAUGUGGCCAGUGCCCAAGAGGGCCCCGUAUGUAUGCCUUGCAGACAGCGCUGGCCUCAGCCCUCCAAGGAGCUCACUUCCCAAGUUCCAGACAAAGCUACUUGCUGCUUGUACUUCCAUCCUCUUCUUCGGGUCCCCUCUCAGAGUGUCUGACAAGCCCCAGGUGCAGAGCAGCCGGCCAGUGUUGAUCUCCUUCUCUUUCAUUCUUUCUCUGCUCUCCCUCUCGGCUUCUCCACUUCAGCUGCCUGAGUAGUACCUUGGGGCCCCGUCUCCCUGGGGAGUGGACAGCACUCUGGGUGGAUUCGUUACUUUAAAGGCAGCUGUACUCAGUUUCCUUGCCUUUCAUGCCCCAUCUCCAACCUGGAGACUUCAAGAAGGACGACCACAUGGCCUGGUAGGUCCCGUGGAGUCCUCUACCUUUCCGUCCUUCCCCCUUACCCCUCCCCUGGGGCUGGCAGGACCGUGGAGUUUUCUAAGGAGCUGGAAACAGCUGGAAACAUCAGGGAGCCCUUUCAGGGGAAGGAGAGCGCCCAGAAGAUGGGUGCAGGCCUGUGGAAGAGGCCAGCGCCAUUUGCCUGGGAGCCCAGGUGGGAGGUGCUCAGGAAGCCAAAGCCCCCAGCUAUGGGUCCCUCUGCACCUCCUCCCUGCCCACCAGCCCAAGAUGCCCCCCCCAGGGUUGCUGGGUGACCUGAAGGAACAGUGGAGGGUGUGAGAGUGGGCUGAAGAUGGUGUGAGGGUCACCUGGAUUCCAGAUCAUCCUUACUGAGGACCAUUGAGCUGCCGUCUAUUGGGAGCAGAAGGGGCUGAAUGCUGCUGAGUUAGAGGCCUCCAGGACCCGCUGUGUCCAGACAGUGGGAAAGCUGCCUGGAAGAGGCAGGAGAAGUUGAGCCUUGCAGCUCUGGGAACUGGUGAAACCCAGGGGCUGCACGGGGGAGGCAGGGGUUUCCUCUGCUGAAACCCAGGGGCUGCAUGGGGGAGGCAGGGGUUUCCUCUGCUGAAACCCAGGGGCUGCACGGGGGAGGCAGUCCACCUGGGUUGGCCUGUUGGGGCCAGGGAGGCCUCUCUUUGGUUGGGUGCAUGCUCUUCUGUGGGAAAACAAGUGGAUGUGUCCAUAGUCAUAUUUGAAAAGGGGAGAAGAGGCUGACGUUGUUCAUAGCUACCUAGUAUUGGAAAUUAUUUGACCAUCUUAGCUGAACUCUUUUGCAAAACUACUGUAUGCCUGUUCACUACCUUUUCACAUUGGUUUUCAUUUUUAUUAUUUUUGCAUGUGUUAAAAGUUUUCAUUUCUUUGCAGACAAAGUCUAGGUGAGGGGGUCAGAGAUCGGAGCUGAACUGGGAGAUAGACUUUGGAUUCUCGUAGUCAGCUCUGACUUUCAAACUGUGCUGGAACCACUGGCCAGUUACGUCACCUCUCUGCCUCAGUUUUACCAUCUGUAAAAUGGGAGAAUAAUACUUGCCUACCUACCUCACAGGGGUGUUGUGAGGAUUCAUUUGUGAUUUGUUUUGUUUUGUUUUGUUGUACAGACCUUUUGAGCAUUAAAAACAGCUAAAUGUAAAGUGCA
This is a messenger RNA of Hipposideros armiger (great roundleaf bat), 4704 nucleotides long. It is a transcript of the gene PALD1, whose product is annotated as phosphatase domain containing paladin 1. NCBI's taxonomy places the organism in Eukaryota, Metazoa, Chordata, Mammalia, Chiroptera, Hipposideridae. The transcript has 20 exons. The record is from RefSeq and is a predicted model, not a curated record. The coding region runs from base 359 to 2944 and encodes 861 amino acids.